Messenger RNA from Closterium sp. Naga37s-1, 1191 nucleotides. The record is from the annotation of a GenBank genome assembly. NCBI's taxonomy places the organism in Eukaryota, Viridiplantae, Streptophyta, Zygnematophyceae, Desmidiales, Closteriaceae.
AUGGCAGCAGGGAGAGGGAGGAGAAGGGGGGGGUGGGUAGGGGCUGUGCAUGGGGCCGCAGAUGCGCGUGCAGAGGGCAGCAGGGCGCACGGGCCGCACAGGGCAGCAGGGAAGAAGGGCGCGCGGGGCGCGCAGGACAACAGGGCGCGCGUGGAGCGCAGUGCUGCAAGGCGCGCGGGGCGCACAUGGCAGCAGGGCAGCAGGGCACGCAAGGCGCACAAGGCCGCAGGGCGCGGGGCGCGCAGGACAGCAGGGCGUGCGUGGCGCGCAGGGCUGCAGGGCGCGCGGGGCGCGCAGGGCAGCAGGACAGCAGGGCGCGCGGGGCGCGCAGGACAGCAGGGCGCGCGGGGCGUGCAGGGCUGCAGGGCGCACGGGGCGCACAGGGCAGCAGGGCAGCAGGGCGCGCGGGGCGCACAAGGCUGCAGGACAGCAGGGCGCGCGGGGCGCACAGGGCUGCAGGGCGCGCGGGACGUACAGGGAAGCAGGGCAGCAGGGCACGCGGGGCGCACAGGGCUGCAGGGCACGCGGGGCGAACAGGGCUGCAGGGCAGCAGGGCGCGCGGGGCGCACAGGGCUGCAGGGCACGCGGGGCGCGCAGGACAGCAGGGUGCGCGUGGCGCGCAGGGCUGCAGGGCGCGCAGGGCGCACAAGGCAGCAGGACAGCAGGGCGCGCGGGGCGCGCUGGGCUGCAGGGCGCACGGGGCGCACAGGGCAGCAGGGCACGCGGGGCGCACAGGGCUGUAGGGCAGCAGGGCGCGCGGGGCGAACAGGGCUGCAGGGCAGCAGGGCGUGCGGGGCGCACAGGGCUGCAGGGCGCGUGGGGCGCGCAGGACAGCAGGGCGCACGUGGCGCGCAGGGCUGCAGGGCGCGCAGGGCACGCAAGGCAGCAGGACAGCAGGGCGCGUGGGGCGCGCAGGGCUGCAGGGCGCACGGGGCACACAGGGCAGCAGGGCACGCGGGGCGCACAGGGCUGCAGGGCAGCAAGGCGCGCGGGGCGCACAGGGCUGCAGCGCGCGUGGGGCGCGCAGGACAGCAGGGCGCGCGUGGCACGCAGGGCUGCAGGGCGCGCACGGCAGCAGGACAGCAGGGUGCGCGGGGCGCACAGGGCAGCAGGGCAGCAGGGCAGCAAGGCAGCAGGGCGCGCGGGGCGCACAGGGCUGCAGAUCCCCUCCCUCCACUGCUGCACCCGUAG